Prinia subflava (tawny-flanked prinia) is the source of this 1294-nucleotide messenger RNA. RefSeq names its product NPR2 like, GATOR1 complex subunit (gene NPRL2). Gene Ontology annotation, molecular function: GTPase activator activity. The transcript has 11 exons. The coding region runs from base 86 to 1222 and encodes 378 amino acids. Gene Ontology annotation, biological process: cellular response to amino acid starvation; positive regulation of autophagy; negative regulation of TORC1 signaling. The record is from RefSeq and is a predicted model, not a curated record. Lineage: Eukaryota; Metazoa; Chordata; Aves; Passeriformes; Cisticolidae. Gene Ontology annotation, cellular component: vacuolar membrane; GATOR1 complex.
CGCCGCGCGGCCGUGCGAUCCGCGGGAGCGGCGCUACGGUGGCCGGCGGGGCUGGGGCCGUGUUUGCGCCGCUCCGCGUCCCGCCAUGGGGGGCCGCAUCGAGUGCGUGUUCUUCAGCGAGUUCCACCCCACGCUGGGGCCCAAAAUCACCUACCAGGUGCCCGAGGACUUCAUCUCCCGGGAGCUGUUUGACACCAUCCAGGUGUACGUCAUCACCAAGCCCGAGCUGCAGAACAAGCUGAUCACCGUGACGGCCAUGGAGAAGAAGCUGAUCGGCUGCCCCGUGUGCAUCGAGCACAAGAAGUACAGCCGGAACGCUCUGCUCUUCAACCUGGGCUUCGUGUGCGAUGCCAGAGCCAAGGCCUGUGCGCUGGAGCCCAUUGUGAAGAAGCUGGCUGGCUACCUCACCACCCUCGAGCUGGAAAGUGGAUUCAUCUCCAACGAGGAGAGUAAACAGAAGCUGGUUCCCAUCAUGACCAUCCUGCUGGAGGAGCUGAAUGCCAAAGGGAAGUGCACCCUGCCCAUAGAUGAGUCGAACACCAUCCACCUGAAGGUGAUCGAGCAGCGCCCGGAUCCCCCCAUCGUGCAGGAGUACGAUGUCCCCGUCUUCACCCAAGACAAGGAUGACUUCUUCAACUCCCAGUGGGACCUCACCACGCAGCAGAUCCUGCCCUACAUUGAUGGAUUUCGGCACGUGCAGAAGAUUUCGGCGGAAGCCGAUGUGGAGCUGAACUUGGUGCGCAUUGCCGUGCAGAACCUGCUGUACUACGGGGUUGUCACACUCGUCUCCAUACUCCAGUACUCCAACGUCUACUGCACCACGCCGAAAGUCCAGGACCUGGUGGAUGACAAGUGUCUGCAGGAGGAGUGUCUGUCCUAUGUCACCAAACAAGGGCACAAGCGAGCCAGCCUCAGGGACGUCUUCCAGCUGUACUGCGGGCUGAGCCCUGGCACCACUGUGCGAGACCUGAUCUCCCGCUACACCCUGCAGCUCCAGAGGGUGGACGAGAGGAGGCUUAUCCAGUUUGGUUUGAUGAAGGGCCUUAUCCGGCGGCUCCAGAAAUACCCAGUCAAGGUGGCCCGGGACGAGCGCAGCCACCCAGCCCGGCUGUACACAGGCUGCCACAGCUACGACGAGAUCUGCUGCAAGACUGGCAUGAGUUACAAGGAGCUGGAUGAGCGCCUGGAGAACGACCCCAACAUCAUCGUGUGCUGGAAGUGAUGGCAGCGAUGGCCCUCACCGGAGCUGUGUCCCCCCACGCAUCCCCUGGGUGUCCCCCCUUGUCCCCUCCGU